GCUUUUACAACUAUCAUAACCAAAAUAAUAAUACGUAUUAUGACAAUAAGUAGUGCAACGUAAAAGGUAACCUCAAAUAAAGUAUUUCUAAGAUCUCAAAAACGUUAUAUUAUUUGAGAAUUUACAAUGUAAAUCAAAUAAAUACUGACGUACGUAAAAAUAAAGGUGAGUACUAGGCAAUAUCGCUGUUGUAUCUCGCCUUGCAAGUCUAAGCCAAUUGUCUCGUAUGAUUUUCUUUUGCGGAACGAACACAAUUAACUUAUAUGGGGUUUUUAUUGAAGUUUUCUCACAAUGCGGGACCGCACGCCACCUGUAAGUUUUCGAAUUGCUAUUCAUAAUCGCAAAUUAUUAAAUUGUUUAUUGACCUUAUAUGAAAGGUUUACGUGUUGACGUUUUACACAACUCAACCGUGACGUCACUAGCGGCGCCAUUACACUAGCUUGCGUUUUGGUACGAAUUUUAAAUCCAAAUAAAAAAAAACCUAUUAAACCUUAACUGAGGCCAAAAAUAUGAAUUUGAUUGUAAAUAAUAUACGUUUUCGAACAUUUCAGGACAGUUUUUCAAAAUAUGUCAUCAUAUAAAAUUAAUAUAAAAAACUUAUGCUUAGAGUGGAACAUUAAAGUUAACAAAAUAUUUGCAAUCGUUACUGACAAUGGAGCUAACAUAGUCAAAGCUGUCCAUGAUUUUGCUGGAAGAAAAAAACAUUUACCUUGUUUUGCCCACACCUUUAAUUUGGUCGUUGAAAAAGCUAUUAGUGAGACUGCUGGAUUCAAGGCCCUAAUAACAAAAGUCAAAAUUAUUGUCACUUACUUCAAGCAACGUGUACAUGCCAACGAUGAACUGAGAAAGUUACAAAAAAACAACGAUUCAGGCGUUCAAAAAUUAGUUCAAGAUGUGAGCACUCGGUGGAAUUCCACAUUUUAUAUGUUGGAAAGGUUUGUUCAUUUGAGUGGUCUUAUAAGCGCUAUUUUAUUACAGAACCCAAAAGCCCCAUCAAUGCUUACCGGUGGCCGAUUGACAACAAAAUAAAGGACAUUAUUAAUAUUUUACGUCAGGUCGAAAAUGUUACCACAGAAAUAUCAAGACAAAACUAUGCGUAUUAUUAUCCCGAUAAUGUAAUGUCAUGUUGCAAACAUGACAAAGUCAUAGAAUCUACUAACAAUAAUGAGACAAGUGAUUUAGGUUCAGAAUAUAAGGCCAAAAUAUUAAUAGAAAUAAAAAAGCGUUUCCAACAUAUCGAAAAGGUUCAUAUAUUGGCAGUGAGUUCUAUUUUAUAUCCCAGAUUAAAAAAAUAUAUGUUUUAUUGAUCUGCAGUCAUGUGCCAAUGCCUUAACUGAAAUAUCAGACUUGUUAAAACCUGAAAUGGAGGCUACUACUCCUACGACAAUGUCUACCGUCAAUAUAGCUGAAAAUAUCACUGAAAAAUGCUACGAUAUCUGGAAAUUUCAUAGCGAAAUGGUGGCACAAGUUAACGCGAGCAGACCACAGGAAGGCCUCCACACAUAUUUUAAACAGUAUUUGUCAGAACCAUUAUUGGACAGAAAGUCUGAUGCAAUGAAGUAUUCAGGUCAGCGAGAAAAGUCGUAUGGGCCCUACGUUAUUUGUCAGUGGUAGGAACGUCUGUGCCCUCCGAACGUCUUUUCUCGUUGGCCAACCACACUUAAAACAAAAGCCGCAAUCGCCUAGAUCCAGAGGCUAUCAAAAUUAUUAUUUCUACGUACCACCACGUUGUUGAGAAAAACAAAACAUUUUUUACAUUGGUCAAUCUUUCACUAGAUCUUUUACUUUUACUAACUACUAGAGAAUAAAAUAAACUCUGAUAUUAUAAAACACAUGUUUUAUUUUUUAAAUACUUGAUACGAUACUGGAUCGAUCCAAAAAAUCGUAUCGAAUCAAUUGGAUCUAUACUUGGAUCGAUACAGUGUAUUACUAUCCAUUGCGAUCCAGAAUAUCGAUACAAAGCACCUGGAUCGAACAUCCCUACAUACAAGAUGCAGCAAAGUUACAGUAUGGACUUACUUUAAACGACGUUAAGAUGUUGCAUAUGAGUUCGCGACGAAAAACAAUAAAAAAUAUCCAUUUUGCAGCGUUUAGUGGAAUUGCAAAAACUUUUAUCAUGUCUAUACAGACAAUUUUAUCAUAUGUUGUGUUUCGCAAUGCAGUUUCAAACCGUUCGUACUGAUGCAAUGCGUGGUCAAAAUUGCAGAAUUUGUGUAAUAUCGACAUUUCUAACAGAGGUGUCAAGUCACGCAAUAGUUGGGGUCACACCCGACACAGGUCAUUAAAUAACUAAAUCUAUAUUUCUAAUAGCCCUAAAAAUUUUAUUCUGGCAAUAUAUUUAAAUUACAUUAAGUCUACGGGUUAAUGGUAUAACUCUAGGUAAAAAGUAGUUUUAUUCAAAAGUUAUUUCUCAAAACAAAAGUUGAAAUGUCACACCCGUCACCGCGAACAGACCCAUAUGUCAUAGUAUAGUGGAACCAUAGAUGGGCUAUUUGCUAGCUUCGCAACUUUAGGAACGAUUACACUGGAAUGUCUGAGCACUGUUAAUAACUACAAAUCUAAAUAACAUGGAUUGUUUUUUUUUUCAGGUACGCAGCAAAGCAUUUGCCAGUUAAUCCGACAUGUAAACAUAAAUUGUGGCUGUCCACAACCGUGCGUUUUUGUCGAAAUUUUUUACCACGUACGACAAAACUGUGGAAUAUGUUGUCACCAGCAGUGUUUCCGGACCAAUACGACCCAAAAACCUUCAAAAAAGAGCGUACUCCUUCCUUAAAGGCCGGCAUCGCAUUUGUGAUACUCCUGGUGUUGCAAGUGUCCAUGGGCGACGGUGAUCACUUACCAUCAGGUGAGCCGUCUGCUCGUAUGCCCCCUAUAACAUUAAAAAAAAAACUUACAAUGCUCUGAAAUUCCACUGCAGGAUGUACGAAAAUUCCAUUAGUUUUUUUUAUUGAAACAUGUGAAAGGUAUAAAAACACAACGUCGUCGUCCAAGAUCUGAAUCUCGAAAUUACAAACUUUGAGGUUUGCAGCUAAAAUAUAGGGUAUACAGCAGAUCACAACUGAAAAUGAAUAAGUUUGCCAAAAAGCAUUCCUUCAGGUUUUACAAAUCAAGAGAUACCGCGUCAAAAAUGUAAUAAGGAAUUAUCAUCUUUAUGGAAAUUUUCCUACAGAAAAACGUGGAGGUGACCACAAGUCCCAAAAAGAAAAAAAAGAAAAUAUCCUAAAAUUCAUAAAGACUUUCAAGUGUUCUGAAGCUCCUUAUUGUCUUGGUUAUACGAGACGUAUGUACUUGCCUCCUGAGCUAAGUAUAAUAAAAUGGCCAAAAUGUACAAUGACCAAGCACUAGAAAACCUCAAAGUGAAAAGGGAGUAUUUUCGUACCGUUUUCAAUACUUGUUUCAAUUUUGACUUUGGGAGUCCUCGGGUCGAUGUGUGCUCAACUUGUCUUCAGCUUAAUGAAAAAUUAAAAUUGCGCAAACUGAUUGAGACGAAUCUAUCCUGAUGGCUGAGAAAACAGUACACAAACGUAGAGCUAAAGAUUUUCGAAAAGACUUCAUUAGUGUAAAAGAUGAUAUUUUGUAUUACAAAAAUAGGAUAGUAGUUCCCAACACUUUAAGAAAAUAUAUGUUGGCUAUUGUGCACAAGGGACAUUUAGGUGUUGUGAAAUAUAAAAAACGUAUUAGACAAUCAUUGUUUUGGGUAGGAAUGUCACAAGAUGUGGAAAAAUUUGUUCUUUAAUGUAAAGUGUGUGAUCAAAUUCGAGUUAGUAAUUGUAGGGAACAAAACUCAUCUGUCAUGAGGUUAGUAAUGUUCCAUUUUAAAGUUAUGUAUGAUAUAUAAGAUAUCUGUUUCUUUAAUGGCAAAAACUAUUUAAUAGUAGUUGAUUACUAUUCAAAAUGGAUAGAAGUACUAAAGUUAAAGGAUAAAACUGCAGGUUCUGUUGUUAAUAAGUUGAAGGUCAUUUUUGCCACACAUUGAAUUCCAAAAUAUAUUGUCAGUAAUAAUAUGCCAUUUAAUAGUUGUUACUUUAAAAAAAUUGCAAAUAAGCUCGAUAUUGAGUUGGUUUUUUCAAGCCCACACUAUCCGCAAAGUAAUGGUUUGACUGAAAAAGCAGUGGGCAUCAUAAAAAAUAUUAUGACUAAAUGUUUAGAAACUGGUUCAGAUUUCUAUCUUGCCUUGUUAAAUUAUAGAACAACACUAAUCAGCGAUUAAGAAUAUAGUCCGGCAGAGUUGCUGGUGAAAAGAAACCUUAGAAAAGUUUUGCAAAAUUUAAAGGAAAGUUUUUUUAAGGGAUAAAGGAAAAGCCACAGAAAAAAUAUAAAAACAUAUCUAAGAAUAAACGAAUUCCAAGUAGGAGAAAAUGUUAGAGUGCAAAAUUACAAGAGUAAAUUGUGGGAACAAGGAAAAAUUAUCAAUAAAUGUGACAACCCGAGAUCUUGUGUUGUAAAAAAUGAACACAACAAUAUUUUAAUAAGACAUUUUAAAUUUCUAAAUCCUAGUAAAAAUGAUUUUGUUAUCAAACCAAAUCAAUUGUUUUUAGUAAUAAUAAUAACAGCUGUAGUGAAAACACCAGUUUGGUUCAGAGUAAUAGUUCUAAUAAUGUAAAUGAUAAUAUUACAAUGCAAAAGAUGCAAAUGCAAACUAAUAAUAGGAAGGUGACCACAAAAUCUGGUCGUGUAGUUAGGACACCGUUGAGAUUUAAAGAUUUUGUUCAUUAAUAAAUUGUGUCUGUAAGUUUUAAGUAUUAAUUUUAUGUGUUUGGGCAACAAUCUGUAAGGGCGGGACAUAUGGUUAUAAUAAUGGUAUUCCAAAAUGUAUAUUUGUUGUUGGCAACGCUGGCACUUCCUUGCGGUAGGUCGAUAAAAUGUUUGUGUCACCAUAAAUGUGCGCUUCAUAAUAAAAUAGCAAUUUCAAUCAAACACAUCUUUUAUUAAUAUUGAACAAUUAUAGCGUUCUGUAACCAUUUGCGCACAAGCGCUUUUUAAAGUUUAAAAGAUGGCGAAUACAUACGUGAUAUAAUAGAACGCAAUGAUAUGAGACCGUUUCGUUCUAUGAUAAUUAUGCUUUGAUUUUACAAAAAUAUAAUCUUUAUUUUCGAUCAUUUAAAGUCGAUUAUCGUAUAACACUACUUUUAUUUCGAUGUUUCGCCGUCUCGGUCGCAGCACGGUGGCGCCAGAAGCGCUGGAGCAACUGUGCCGCUUAUGUAUGACCUUAUCGCCAUUAAAAUAGAGUGCAAGUUUGUUUAGCAACAAAAAAUAAAUAAUAAUAUGGCAACAAAAAUGCACCGCUCGCUCGCUUGUGACGAGGGCGAUUGUUUAGAUUUUUUUAGUUUGCAUAAAUUAAGAGCGCGCGCGUAGAGUUCGAAUAAAAAUAUUAAAGUAAACUGCAAUUAAGAAAUUUAUCAAUCUUUUAAUUUAUUGGAAUUGUUUAGAGGUGUAUAUAUAGUGAAAUAUUUGUAAAUAUAUGAUAAAGUUUACUUUUUAAAGUUGAUUUCUUCUAUUUGAAGAGUAUUUAAUUAAAAAUAAUUAAUGAUUAAACGAACUUACCUGUACGUGAAGUUCUA
Messenger RNA from Chilo suppressalis (striped riceborer), 5561 nucleotides. The record is from the annotation of a GenBank genome assembly. Lineage: Eukaryota; Metazoa; Arthropoda; Insecta; Lepidoptera; Crambidae.